CUACCUUUAGCCUCUAAAGACAUACGAAACUAGGGUUUCUCUGCCAACUCGUCGCGUACGUUAUCCCAUCGACUCGACUCGACUCGACGCGAUGGAACCCUAAUUCAGAGUCUUUACAUUGACGGGUGAAACAGAGUCUUUCGCGUUCGUUCUUCUCGGCGUUUUGAAGCUUCUGCUUCUCCAUUAGACAAUGUAUUCCUCCAGGGGGGGUAAUGCAUACGGGCAGCAGUCAUAUGCUGCACAACAGGGAUAUGGGCAAAAUUCGGGACCUCCCUAUUCUGGAAGUUCAGUCGUAGGCCCUGAUGGAGGGUCUCAACUUUCCAUUCCUUCUCGACAUUCGUCGAUGCUUGGUGUUUCUCAAGAAGCAGAAGUUGGUGGAUAUAGAGGGCAUCCUUCAGCUGCUACUCACUAUGGGGGACAAUAUGGGGCUGUUUAUGGCUCAUCUGCUUUGAGCAGUACUCAACAGAUCGCCGCAAUGAGUGGCAAAGCAGCUGGUUCAUCGGCCCUUCAUGGUCGUGGUGGUUAUGGUUCAGCUAUGGUAGAGUCCCCUGGUGACUAUGUGCCGUCAUCAAGCCAUGGGUAUGGUCACAAAGGUGAUCAAUUCUCCUCGGGGAUAAUUGCUGAUUAUUCUUCACUGGACAGACGACAGUAUGGUGACCGUCAAAAUGCUUAUAUUGGGAGGGAGUUGCAAAGUGAGUCAGGUAGACGGCUCACUGAUCCUGUUGGUCUUGGUCAGCCUGAGAUUUACGAUCCCAUUGAUCAGGCGUCAUUGCUCCGGCAACAACAAAUGCUGAAAGCUCAGUCUCUACAAUCUGCUCCUCUAGAUGCGGGUGCUAGACAAAGUGAUUAUCUUGCAGCAAGGGGUGCUUCUAUUCGUCAUGCAACCCAAGAUAUUAGCUCCUAUGGUGGAAGGAUGGAUUCUGAUCCUCGCAAUUUAUCAAUGCUUGGUACUUCUUAUGGUGGACAAAAUGCUUCAUCAAUCCUGGGGGCAGCUCCUCGGAGAAGUAUUGAUGAUCUCAUGUAUGCGCAAGGUUCAUCAACUGCAGGUUAUGGGGUUAGCCUGCCUCCUGGUCGGGACUAUGCCACUGGAAAAGGACUUAAAGGUGCUUCUCUUGAGUCUGAUUAUCCAAGUAGUAUGCUGUCACGCGGUGGGCAUUCAAGGGUUGAUGAAAGAAAGGAAGACAGGAUUGGACUUCGCCGGGAGGUUGAGAUAAGGGAGGAGGAGCGUCGUAGGGAGCACAUGCGAGAGAGAGAGAAAGAGCGAGAAAGGGAGAAGGAGCGAGAGCGGGAGCGCGAAAGAGAAAGAGAACGAGAACGAGAACGAGAACGAGAACGUGUAAGGGAACGCCUUCUUGAGCGCCGGGAGAAGGAGAGAGAAAGAGAACGCAAACGUGGGCUCGAACUUAGACGUGAACGGACUCCACCAAGGAUCAGUAGGGAGCGACACAGUUCUUUGUUGAGGGAUGAGAGACCUUUACGACGAGGUUCUCCCCGUCAUGAAGCUUUGCAUAGGCGUCGUACUCCCGUAAAAGAAAAAAGGAGAGAAUAUGUCUGCAAGGUUUACCCAUUCUGUUUAGUGGAUGUGGAAAGGGAUUAUUUGUCUGUAAAUAAGAGAUAUCCAAAAUUGUCAAUUUCUCCAGAAUUCUCCAAGGUUGUGGUUCACUGGCCAAAAGAGAGUCUGAAGCUUUCUCUACAUACACCUGUCAGCUUUGUGCAUGAUCUUGUUGAAGUAGAGAGCGCAGGCGAGCAGCAGGAGUCAUCAACUGAACCGUUAGCUGAAGAAUCAAGGAAGUUGAAGUGUGGGGAAAUAGUGUGGAAUGCCAAGGUAAUUUUGAUGAGUGGUAUCAGUAAAGAUACCUUGGAGGAGCUAUCUUCUGAUAAAGGUUCCGAUGACCGCAUACCGCAUUACAGUAAUAUCUUGAGGUUUUCCAUUCUCAGACAAGACCGUUCCUUUAUGGCUAUUGGGGGCCCUUGGGAUGUUGUGGAUGGUGAGGACCCAUUGGUUGAUGAGUCAUCAUUACUUCAAACGGCUAUUAGAUAUGCAAAAGGUUUGACCCAACUUGAUUUGCAUAGCUGCAAGCAUUGGAAUCGUUUCCUUGAGAUACACUAUGAUAGAGUUGGUAAGGAUGGGCUGUUCAGCCAUAAAGAGGUUACUGUACUGUUUGUUCCAGAUCUAUCAGACUGCCUACCUUCCUUGGAAGAAUGGAGAGACCAAUGGUUGGCACACAAGAAGGCCAUAGCUGAGAGAGAGAAUCAGCUUGCUUUGAAAAAGAAAUCUGCUGAGAAGAAAGGAGCAGUCAAAGGGGAUCAAAGUCACACUAAAUCAGAUAAAAGCACUGAUUCCAACAAAAAUGCCAAUGUUGAAGGUAGUUCAGAAAAGGAUGGAAAGGUGGAAAAGAAAGCACCACAUACCGCACCCUCUGAACAGGCAGUUGAUGGAAACAAAAUUGAGAAAGAUGAUGGUGAUAAAAUCAAAGAAAAUGCCACUGGGGGAGAGGUUGCAGGUGACAGAAAAACUGAGGGAAAAGAUGGAGAAGCUGUUAGGGAAGGCAAGCAUGUUGAGAAGGAAGUAGACGAACCUUCUGUUGCUCAGGCAAUUGAGGUUCAGAAACCUGGGAAGAAGAAAAUUAUGAAAAAGGUUGUCAAACCGAAGGUUGUCAAAGUUAAGGCUGCUGAUAAGAAAGUUGGCAUGGAGGAUACAGUCAGCAAACAAGGUGAGAAGUUGGAUGAGAAUGAUGUUGGAGACAAGCAAGUUAAACCUGAAAACAGUGUUCAACUGGAUGAAACUUCUGCUGAUCCCUCUGGUGUUAAAACUUUUACCAGAAAGAAAAUUGUUAAAAAAGUUCCUGUUGGUAAGACUUCUCAGAAGGGAAACAAAGGUGGAACUUCUGAUGACAUGGAAGCUGAGGUGAAAACUGAGAAAGAGGUGGACUGUGAAGAAGAUAUUGCAAAGGUUAAGGGAGAUCUAAAUGAUGCUUCUGCUGUUCAGGAAACUGGUGUGAAAACAGUCGUGAAAAAGAAGGUCAUCAAGAGGGUGCCUAAACGAAAGGCCACCAACACUGGAGACAAGAGUGGUAAUGAGGAAAGCAAUAAAGAUGGUGGUAAGGAUGAGAAUAAGAUUAUUAAUAAAGGAAGUGAAACAGAGAAUGUUGCUGAAUCAACUGCAAAUACAGAUAAGCAGGUGGAUGAGGUAAACAAAUCAGAGAAGAAAAAGAGUCCUGAGAGUAAAAAGGAAAACAGAGAAGUGGAUAAUAAAAAAAGGUCUGGUGCUAAAGUGGAGGCUGAGGUUUCGAAGGAAAAAGUUCCUAGUAAGGAUAGUCAUGAUGGAAAGAGGGAUCGGACAAAAGAUGAAAAGGAAAAAAGAAACAAAGAUGGGAAAGAUGAAUCUAGGGGCAAGACAAGUAAAGAAUUGAAAGAAAAGGGAAAGCCUGAGGAACCUCCCCAGCAUCCUGGCUUGUUUCUACAAACAAAAUGGAACAAAGAGGCUAAGCUUCGCUCAUUGUCGCUUUCAUUGGACUCACUCUUGGAUUACAAUGACAAUGAUAUCGAGGAAUCAACAUUUGAGCUUUCAUUAUUUGCGGAGUCACUUUAUGAAAUGCUUCAGUAUCAGAUGGGUUGCCGUCUUUUGGCUUUUCUUCAGAAACUGCGCCAAAGAUUUGUGAGCAAAAGAAAUCAACGUAAAAGACAACGUGAUGACAACCCUGAAAAAGAAAACGAUGAGGACAAAUCUUCUAGGAAGCGGUCUAAAACAACUGCCAAACCUCCUGUGGAGAAGGAAUUUACGAAAGCUGAAAAGCCAGAUGCCCCUAAUCCGGAUGGUGAGGAAACAAAGGCCAAGGAAGGGGAUGCUACUGUGGAUGGGACUGAGGAGUCCAAGGUGGAAUAUGAGGAGUCCAAGGUGGAAGAUGAGGACUCCAAAGUGGAAGAAGAGACAGAUGAUGAAGUAGAAGAAGAUCCAGAGGAGGAAGAUGUGGAUGAAGAUGAUGAGGAAAUGAAGGAUGCAAGUCCUCGGAAUGACUCACCUAAGGAGGCUGGUGAUGAACACAGGAUGACUGAUGCAGAGGCUGACCCCAAAGAGUUGCAUGAUGCAACGGUUGAGGUGGAGUGUGCGCAGGAGCAGAAGAAUGAGGUGAAAACUGUUGAUACAGAGGAUAAGUCUGACAAGGGAAAAAUGGAAAAAGAUGACGGUGCAGGGAUGGAGCCAGAUAAGAAAGCAAAUCCAGUUGUCGAUAAAGAAUUAUUGCAGGCUUUCAGAUUUUUUGAUCGAAAUCGAGUGGGCCACAUCAAGGUUGAGGAUUUGAGGUUGGUUCUUCACAAUUUGGGAAAUUUCCUUUCCCACAGAGAUGUAAAGGAACUUGUGCAGAGUGCACUCUUAGAGAGCAACACAGCAAGGGAUAAUCGCAUACUUUACAAUAAGUUGGUGAGGCUAUCUGACAUUUGAUAUAUAUGAUCCAACAGUGUUGGUAAUUUACAAUAAAUUUCUGAAGCCAUCUACGACUUGCGAUUAGUUGGAUUAUUGGGGCAACUUUUAUGGGAGUUUGCGGUGAAAAGGUUAAAGCUUCUCUUUAUUUUCAUUGACAACAACACUCCCUGCUCAACACUGGCAGGAAUUUCUUCAGUUAUACUGCAAGUAUAAGUUUUGUUUCCUCCCGUCUAAUUAUCAUUUGAUUUUUCUCAUCUUCCUUUUUGUACUCUUUACAUUUGCAAAGAAAUCGGUGUUAUUUAUCUUAGUUAGUAAUUGAAGUUUCAGACAUCGUAUUGCGAGUUGCCA
Molecule: messenger RNA, 4771 nt
Organism: Macadamia integrifolia
Lineage: Eukaryota; Viridiplantae; Streptophyta; Magnoliopsida; Proteales; Proteaceae
Product: protein SHORT ROOT IN SALT MEDIUM 1
Exons: 23
Coding region: 191-4441 (1416 amino acids)
Biological process (GO): regulation of DNA-templated transcription
Cellular component (GO): nucleus
Molecular function (GO): calcium ion binding
Source: RefSeq, a predicted model, not a curated record